Molecule: messenger RNA, 1155 nt
Organism: Daldinia childiae
Lineage: Eukaryota; Fungi; Ascomycota; Sordariomycetes; Xylariales; Hypoxylaceae
Product: Diaminopropionate ammonia-lyase
Exons: 1
Coding region: 1-1155 (384 amino acids)
Source: RefSeq, a predicted model, not a curated record
AUGUCGCCGUUCAUCCACCUGAAUCCUCCGGCACGGGAAUGGAUACAUGACUCCGUUGGCGCGCAGGGCGGGCGCCAGGAGGGGACGGUCCUUGCAUUCCAUAAGACUUUGCCGGACUACAAUGAGACGCAACUACAUUCUCUACCAGACCUAGCAGCGGAGCUAGGACUCGGGAACGUGUUAUUAAAGGACGAAUCCAACCGGUUCGGUCUGCCGGCAUUCAAGAUCCUGGGCGCAUCAUGGGCCGUAUACCGUGCCGUUGGAUCGCAUCUGGGGCUAUCGGUAUCGGAUGGGAGCGCGCCCCUCGCAGAAGUAGGCGCCAAGGCCCGAGAGGCAGGGGUCCGGAUCGUGACGCUCACGGAAGGGAACUGCGGCCGGGCUGUGUCGCGGAUAGCCGCGAAGAUUAUGGGCAUUCCUACGAAGGUUUUCGUGCCUAAGUUUAUGGAUGAACAGACCCGGAACAAGAUUAGGAGCGAGGGCGCAGAAAUUAUUGAAGUGGAUGGGAGUUACGAUGAUGUGAUACCCGUGGCACAGAAGGAGGCCGAAGCUAGCGAUAAAGCGAUUUUAAUUAUGGAUGUUAGUGUGGAAGGAUUCGAUGUUGUCCCGGAGUAUUUCGUCCAGGGAUAUAGCACGAUGUUGGCAGAGUCCGAUCGUCAGGUCCUGGAGUUAACGGGUGGGAAGCCGGCUACUCAUGCGAUCGUCCCUGUCGGCGCCGGAUCUAUAGGGGAGGCCGUCACAGCACACUUCAAAAGCGCCUCUUGGCGCAAAAAGUUUGGCCAGGCAAAAGUUCUCUCUGUAGAACCUACAACCGCAGCGUGUCUUCUGGAGUCACUCAAAGUGGGCAAGAGUGUUCCGGUUCCGACUGAAGAUACCAUCAUGUGUGGGAUGAACUGCGGUACACUAUCGAUCACUGCAUGGCCAGUACUAAAAGAAGGCGUAGAUGCGAGUAUCGUAGUGACGGACUUGGAGGCGCAUAAUGCGGUGCAGGAACUCGAAGCUCAUAGUAUAUUUGCCGGACCUUGUGGCGCUGCCACUCUAGCUGCGCUGCGAAGAGCGUGUACGGAUGCGAAGCAGGAGCUGGGCCUUAGUGAAACUUCGAUCGUGGUGUUAUAUUGUACCGAAGGGCCGAGAGAGUACCCAGUACCAUCGUCAUGA